AUAGCUCGGAACCCAAGAAGAGACAAGAGGAACAUGAUGAAACAACAUGGAUUUAUCGAGAGCAGUAUCGGAGAGAACGUGAGAGUCACUUCCCAGAAGAAGACUAAAGAUUAAAGAGAGAAUACCAGCUCUCUGACCCAUUCUUUGGACUGGCAUUUGGGUCGGGGGAUGGAAGCAUGGCUCUGCUUCUAUUAUUCUUUUUCUCUUUUCAGUGAUUGCCAAUAGAAAUUGGACAUCAUUAUGGGAUCGGAUUGUGGAGCACCAAAGAUGUUGUCAGACAGGCGCUGAUACUGAUUGCUAUCUUUUUGUCAUAAAUCCACCAUGCUGCUGCUUGCCUCCCAACCUCCUGCUUCUGUAUUCAUCCUUUUCAUGUUAUGUAGGACAUCAAGUUUCUCGAACCUAACAACACUGUUCGUCGAUGGGGUUGGCAGAUAAGGUGGUGUGUUGGGGCCUCCAGAUUCCCAGAUGCUGCAAGCCUUGCAUGCAUAUUCUUAAGGUGGAUGAAUGAUUCCGCUGUAGCAGAGCUCACAUCUUCACUUGGAAAGCUCGAAAUGGGCUGUAACGACGCCUUUGUUGGGCUGGGCUAUCAAUGGGCUCGAGGCCUUCUAGUCGUCCCCGCCUCAACUGGAAGGUCAACGAAGUCAACACGGGGGUAGUGAACAACGCAUGGUUUCUGACCGUUUGACGUCGUAGUGCUUUGACUGCAGCGGCGACGGUCGAAAACAACACGCUUGCGGCCCACAGUAACCAUGGAGUCACAGUUCGAUCGUGUGGAGAGUCUCCGCCUCUGCUCGUGUAUAUAACCCACAGCAGCUCCCACUCAUUCUCCAAAGCAUUCCGAGUUCUUCCUCUCGUACUCUCGAGUGCUUCUUCGACCGCUAAGUGCGUGUUUGCUUAGGUAAAGCGAAGAUGAGCGUGGAAAUGUUGGACGGGUCGACCAUUCGCGAGUUCGUGGAGGACGAAGGCGCCUUCAACGGGUCGGUGGAGGAACGGUUCGCGAGCCUCGACAUGGACCACGACGGCCGGCUCACGUACGCAGAGAUGGCGAAGGAGCUGAUGAGCCUGCGGGUGCGGGAGACCCAUUUCGGCGUGGACGAAACGGGGCCGAGCCGCGACGAGCUCCUGCAACUCCACCUCGGCCUCUUCGGUCGGUUCGAUCGCGACGGCAAUGGGACGGUGGAGUUGGAGGAGUUCCGGGCUGAGAUGAGGGAGGUGCUGAUGGCGGUGGCGAGCGGGCUGGGGUUCCUGCCGGUGCAGAUGGUGGUGGAGGAAGGCAGCUUCCUCAAGCGGGCGGUGGAGAGGGAGACGGCAAAGCUUGUGGCAUGAAUCAAUCCCCUACCAACCUCCUCAUACUCGAGAGUUCGAAACCAAGUCUUGCAGUGUCGGUGUCCUUUUUUUGUUUCUAUCAUCCGGAAUCAUGUCUUCGGAUGAUCCAAUAAAUCGUUGAUUCAUGCAGGUAACAGUGACAGUCGCUUAAAAGGGAACAAAUACAACUGAGUUCUUGUUGUUUCCGUAAGGAAAUUGGCCUUCAUUUUUUAGUGAUAAUUAUAAGAAAGUUGGCUUUACAUCCACCAAAAUGCCAUAUACUUUGACA
Messenger RNA from Musa acuminata AAA Group (dessert banana), 1594 nucleotides. RefSeq lists its product as uncharacterized. Lineage: Eukaryota; Viridiplantae; Streptophyta; Magnoliopsida; Zingiberales; Musaceae. The transcript has a single exon. The record is from RefSeq and is a predicted model, not a curated record. Gene Ontology annotation, molecular function: calcium ion binding. Bases 910 to 1326 code for a protein of 138 amino acids.